AUGCUCACUGCUGCUGAAGACGCACAUGAGAAAUUUACAUCUGUUCGUAAACGCUUGGAUCAGCUUGGGUAUCGUCAACCACUUGGAAUCGAUAGUCUUCCAUUGGUAGAGCGUUUACUCGCAGACUUAAUUUGGACAACAGAAAAUUUGAGAAAAGUGAAAUUGGAGCUUGAAAAACGUAUUGAAAUCAGAAAUUGUGUGGAAGAUUAUGUUGCUCCAUACAAGUCUGAUAAUGCAAAACUCGUAAAAGAGAAUAAUGAACUUCAUACAAGAUUAAAAGCUGACCUACGUCGUAUUGAUAAUGAUAAGCAAGAUCUUACGUUUUUUAAUACUCAAUGUCUCGGGAAACUAAAAUCCUACGAAAUAGAAGCCCAAGAAAUGGCUAAAAUGAUUAUGGCUUUUCAAGGGAAGAAUUUUAACGCCGUUGUGAACGUCUCAGGCAAGCAAAAGCCUUCCCUUAGACGACAGAGAAUGGAUAUCGAUACUUUACUACCCUUACGCGAAGAAUCUGGUAAAUAUUGUUGUAAAGUCGCUAAAUUCUGGGCCGAUACUGAAAAAGAUUUUGAACCCAAAAGCAUUGAUUUAGUUGCUUCAACGACUAGACAAUGCGAGGUUCUCGAACAACAAAUUUCAUUUCUGGAAUCACAACUUGAAUUGGAUCGGCGAAAGGUCGACAAUUUCAGGCAACAACUGACGCUGCGCGAUGCUGAAAUAGAUCGUCUUCGGGCUGUAUGCGAAGGUGGAAGGCCUCUUGAAGCUCUAAUUAAGGAUACCGCUCAUGUGCAUGCUGAUAGACUCAUCCGUCAACUACAACUGCAAGUUGAAAUUCUGCAAUCUCGAAAUGAUGAACUCGAGGCACGUGUAUUUCGGCUUGUUAAAGAUCAUGUUGAGCCGGGUUUUGAGACCAUGGGAAAGGAGAAUUCAAACUCGAUUCCUGGGCAUAUUAAUGAGAUUCCUGUGAGCACUAAAGGCAAAAAGCAGCAUCUAUCCAAGGAAUCUCCUAUACAUUCUGAUUCUACUGAGAUAAACAAUUCUACCCGACAGAUACAGCCUCCAUCCCAAAAUCGAGGUGACAACAAGGAUUUGAAAUUCGAUUCGCGAUCCCCUAACUCUAAUUUGCAAUCAGGCGAAAAUGAGCUAAGUGAAGUACGAUAUGAGGUUGGUCCCGACGAUAUUCGAGAGCUUAUUCAACAUUUUGAUAAAAAUCGUUUGCAACUCUCCAAACGUAUUGAUGAGCUACUUCAAAGAGGCAAUCUUUGUCCCUGUCAUCUGAGGGCCACAUAG
Protopolystoma xenopodis is the source of this 1284-nucleotide messenger RNA. The record is from the annotation of a GenBank genome assembly. Lineage: Eukaryota; Metazoa; Platyhelminthes; Monogenea; Polystomatidea; Polystomatidae.